UCGACGCGUUCCACGACUAAGUAAGCGUGGACACCCCAUCGUCUGCAGAAGAGGACACUCUCGAUCCAUUCGCUAUUCAUCGUGAUGUUCCGGCUCGUCGGUCUGUUUUUCCUUGUCUUGGGCGCUUCGGCCGCCGUCAUUGAAGAAGAAGAGAAUGUCAUCGUUCUUACCAAGGACAACUUCGAUGAAGUGAUCAACGGAAACGAAUUCAUCCUCGUCGAGUUCUAUGCCCCAUGGUGCGGACACUGCAAAUCCCUCGCCCCAGAAUACGCAAAGGCCGCCACUCAACUCAAGGAAGAAGGAUCCGACAUCAAGCUCGGAAAGCUCGAUGCCACCGUCCACGGAGAGGUCUCCUCCAAGUUCGAAGUCCGCGGAUACCCAACUCUCAAGCUUUUCCGCAACGGAAAGCCACAAGAGUACAACGGAGGACGCGACCACGACUCGAUCAUCGCCUGGUUGAAGAAGAAGACCGGACCAGUCGCCAAGCCACUCGCUGACGCCGAUGCCGUUAAGGAGCUUCAAGAGUCUGCCGAUGUUGUUGUCAUUGGAUACUUCAAGGACACCACCUCCGAUGAUGCCAAGACCUUCCUCGAGGUUGCCGCCGGAAUCGAUGAUGUUCCAUUCGGAAUCUCCACCGAAGACGCUGUAAAGUCCGAGAUUGAGCUCAAGGGAGAGGGAAUCGUUCUCUUCAAGAAGUUCGAUGAUGGACGUGUCGCUUUCGACGAGAAGCUCACCCAAGACGGACUCAAGACCUGGAUCCAAGCCAACCGCCUCGCCCUCGUCUCCGAGUUCACCCAAGAGACUGCCUCAGUCAUCUUCGGAGGAGAGAUCAAGUCGCACAACCUUCUCUUCGUCUCCAAGGAAUCCUCUGAAUUCGCCAAGCUCGAGCAAGAGUUCAAGAACGCCGCCAAGCAAUUCAAGGGAAAGGUUCUCUUCGUCUACAUCAACACCGACGUUGAGGAGAACGCCAGAAUCAUGGAAUUCUUCGGACUCAAGAAGGACGAGCUCCCAGCCAUCCGCCUCAUCUCCCUCGAAGAAGACAUGACCAAGUUCAAGCCAGACUUCGAAGAGAUCACCACCGAGAACAUCUCCAAGUUCACCCAAAACUACCUUGAUGGAUCCGUCAAGCCACACCUUAUGUCCGAAGAUAUCCCAGAGGAUUGGGACAAGAACCCAGUCAAGAUCCUUGUCGGAAAGAACUUCGAGCAAGUCGCCCGUGACAACACCAAGAACGUUCUUGUUGAGUUCUACGCCCCAUGGUGCGGACACUGCAAGCAACUCGCCCCAACCUGGGACAAGCUCGGAGAGAAGUUCGCUGACGACGAGAGCAUUGUCAUCGCCAAGAUGGACUCAACCCUCAACGAGGUCGAGGAUGUCAAGAUCCAAUCUUUCCCAACCAUCAAGUUCUUCCCAGCUGGAUCCAACAAGGUCGUCGACUACACCGGAGACCGUACCAUUGAAGGAUUCACAAAGUUCCUCGAGACCAACGGAAAGGAGGGAGCUGGAGCUUCCGAGGAGGAGAAGGCCGAGGAGGAGGCUGAUGAGGAGGGACACACCGAGCUCUAAAUCCACAUUCCAAUACAGUUCAACGCAUCGGGGUUCCAUGGACCUGUUGUUAAAUGUCAAACAUCGUUAACUUAUUCAUUUUUACUUCUCUUUCCCCCUUUCUCAAAACGGCUCUUGGCAGCAUAUCAUCUCAUCUUUACUAAUAAGGCGAUUAUCGGUUUUGUUUACGAUGUUGUCAGUUAAGAUGGUAUUCUGCCCUGUGCUACUUAUUUUGCUAUCUCUUGCUUUUUUGUAUUUCCCCUUGUGUUGUGUAAGCAAUGCAAGUCACUUCUCUCAUUGCAUUCGUGUCAAAACAUACUGGGUCAUCUAAUAAAUUUUUACCAAAAAAUUUA
This is a messenger RNA of Caenorhabditis elegans, 1898 nucleotides long. It is a transcript of the gene pdi-2, whose product is annotated as Protein disulfide-isomerase 2. Gene Ontology annotation, cellular component: endoplasmic reticulum; endoplasmic reticulum lumen. The transcript has 4 exons. Gene Ontology annotation, molecular function: protein-glutamine gamma-glutamyltransferase activity; protein disulfide isomerase activity. NCBI's taxonomy places the organism in Eukaryota, Metazoa, Nematoda, Chromadorea, Rhabditida, Rhabditidae. The coding region runs from base 85 to 1566 and encodes 493 amino acids. The record is from RefSeq and is marked reviewed.